CAGGAGAUAACGUUGACAGUAACUGGAACAAAAUAUUCUUUCUUUAAUUUUAGUUAAAUGAAUCACACUCUGACACCAGUCAACUCCUGCAUAUCAUUGCACUAUUUUCUGUGUUAACACCUAUGGUAAACUAAAUGAGGUUAUUCUGUUAUCGAUGGUGCAAUUUAGGCUGUUUCUAAAUUUAUCCACAUCACCCUUUUCAUUCACAACUGUAAUUAACAUAAUGACAGUGACAGCUCACAGUGAAUAGGUUACGUUCUAGAUGAGUCACAGCCUGUCAGUGAUGUAACAUUCGAAUAGUUUUUAUUGUUUAGUCGAUCCGUUAUUCUAAUCAUGAAGGCGUAGGUAGAUAAUAUUGAAGUAGGGAAGAGACAUGUCAUAACAAACACUGUUUUAGUUUUAAUCUGUAAAUAGCAUGACUGAUGCACAACGUUUGUUGACAUUUGUGAUUUCUGAAUGCAGGCCACGGAAAAAUGUGGCAAGGAAGAAUAGUUUUGGUCAGAAAAUCGUUCUAAUCUGAAUUGAGAACAGAAGCACAUAGUAACAAUGGCAGGAUUCCUUUCUGAGAUUGGAAAGACGAAGAUAAAGUUUGGGACGGAGACGUUUCACAGCAGUCACCCCGACGACGUCCCCCUCGUGCAGCUGGAGCCGCUCAGUGAAGAGAUCGUUGGCAGCUAUUCCGGUCCGGACAGUGGCCUGGCGUUCGUAGAUAGCGGAGACGAAAACAAUGGGAACGAGCGGGAGAUUGCUGGCUGUUGGAGCUGGAACAAAAAGGAACAGCAGGCUUAUGGGAUUUGUAUAUCUCUGUACGAACAGCAUCCAGUCAAUGGCAAAAUGUCAGGAGAUCCAGUGGCGGAUGCCUUUGCGGUGUGUGCCCGCAAGAAUAACACAAUACUGCUGAUCGCCGAUGGAGUUAACUGGGGCGAGAAAUCGCGGCUGGCCGCUCGGUGCGCGCUGCAUGGGAGUAUGAAAUACAUUAACAAACGAAUCUUCAAAGACAAGAGACCUAUUUCGUCCACUCAGGAUGUAAUGCGUCUUCUGCGUCGCUCAUUUGACGAGGCUCACAAGACAAUACUGGCGAAAGAGGGAGGACUGACGACAAUGUGCGCAUGUUUAGUCUGCCCUGUCUCAAACUCGGACCAGUAUGCCGUGUGCUGUGUCAACGUUGGCGACAGUUAUGCCUUCGUCUUUAGUCACAACAAUGGCAUAAGGGAGGUAACCAUCGGGUCUCAUGACGUCAAAUGUGAACGAGAUAUCCGAGAUGCAGGUGGAGCUCUGGGCCCUGUGGACGGAAAAAAUCCGGAAUUGCAUAAUCUGACAUGUUCGUUGACAUUCAGUAAUGUUGGAGAUGUUGUUUUUCUAACCACGGACGGAGUUUCCGAUAAUUUUGAUCCCGUGGUUACGAAAAUUGCCUUGCCUAAGAGACCAAGUGAGGCGAAUUUGAACGAAGCAGAAACAGACCCUUACGUUUUGAUGCACUCAAAGCCAGAGAUGUCUCCGCGUGAAAGACAUAUUUAUUCGAUGAAGGAGAUGGAGAGGGUGGUUCAUGAGUACGAACUGGUGAUGGAAGAGGAGAUAUCGGCCCAGGAAUUGUGUGGUUCGAUGGUGCAGCAUAUUCUCACGUUGACCGAUUCGAAACGAAAAAUACUAGAAAACCCGGCAUUGUACACACGGCGAAAACUGACAUCCACAGAACGGCAGCGAAGGGAUUCGGAAAUUGUCGAAAAGAUGUCGAAAGCUCCUGGGAAACUCGACCACGCCUCUAUCGUCGCGGUAGAGGUUGGUGCUUUUCUCCCGAAGGAGGAAAACGAAGAGGUGGUUUCGACGAUGAUGGACAACCGGUCUACCUCAAAUGCUAACACAAUCAGCUUGAAUACGUUGACCCUGCCCAGCAGUCCAAAAUCACCACAAUCACCCACGUCGCCGAGUUCGAGGAAAUCGAGCGCACGUCGAUUCUUCUCCAGACUCAAGAAUCUCCCGUCACCCACUUCUCCAACUCCGAGUCGAACGUCUCCGGUUCCGUUUUCGGUGUCGCCGAGAAAAGAGGCGAAGCGGCAGGUGUUGAGAACGACGUCCAACCCCGGCACGCCACAGUCUCCAACAAUUCCAGAGUCCCCAUUCGAGAGUCCGUGUGGAUUUUAAUCCUCGAUUGCAGAUUGCAGAUGCUGAACGUGUCCUGCCACCUGUUCAUCGUGUGUGCGUCUGACAGAUGUCUGAUUUAUUUAUUAUCAGACAUUGAGACAACAAAACAUUUAACAUUCUCUGAAUACGUUCCUGAAGAUUGUUUCUUGGCCUGAAUGGUGUCAUAGACACUGGAAGCAUGCAGGAGAGCAAGGGAGCCCCUCAACUUUAAAGCUGAUGUGGUCGGAAUAUGUGUUGCUCCCACUCUUAUCCCUCCAUUGAUAGAGAAAUUAAUAAAUGUCACCUCAAACUCAGAAGCUAAUGUGGUGAGAAUGUUCUGUCCCUCAUCCAAUGAUAGGCAAACUAACAACUCCCCUCCAACUCUGAAACUAAUGUGGUGAGAAUGUGCUGUCCCUCAUCCAAUGAUAGGCAAACUAACAACUCCCCUCCAACUCUGAAGCUGAUGGGACCACAAUGUGUUGCUCCAUCCUGCCUAUUAACCCAUUGAAAGUCUGAAUAAUUAUUAAAUGACCCUUCCAGUGGCUGUCAUCUUCUGACAUCUGUACAGUGUAAUAUUAUCAGUUACAAUGCACAAAGCAUCCAUGAAGUCCUUCAAAAAAAAAAUUCUGUAAAUAAUUUCAGUUUUGCUUUGGCAUAACAAAACCAGUAAAAGUGUUUUUUGAAAUGACCAAAAAAAAAAUAAAUAAAGAUCCUGUAGUAAAUUCCAUAGUAUCAAAAAAGACAUUCCCUAUGGGAAGGACUACAGUUGAUGUUAUUAAUCAGUGGUUACUAAAGUCUGUCACAUCAUUCUAUUAAAAUAUUUUUUGUAAAUAAUUUCAGUUUGAUUUGACAUAAGAAGAAACGUGAAAGUUUUUUGGAAAUACAGAAAUACAAUUUGUGUGUGAAUUUACAAAUCAGUCGGCUCUGAAAUAAAUAACGUGUAGUAAAUUAUAUAGAAUGAAAAAAUGCUUUCACUAUGGGAAGGACUAGAGUUGAUGUUAUUAAUGAGUGGUUACUAUAGUUGACCUCUUUGUCCAGUCAUGUACUGUAUUUAUGUAUAUUUACUGGUUUUGAAAAGCCAACUAUGUACUGUCAGUGUUUCUGCCAGAAAGACAUUUUGGGAUAUGGUGCUUUAAAAUUGAAUAUUUAUGUGUGUUCUGAAUGACUGGGGGUAUGGGGGACCUCCCCAGAAAGAAAAUGGGUUAGGUUUAGUGUUAGAGUCAUUAAUUUUGUCAAAAGAACUUAAGAAAAUAAAAUCUUCAAAAACAUUUGGGUAUGGUGCCAUAUCCAUUUUACCCUCUAGCAGAAACCCUGAUUGUAUAAUUAAUGAUUUUGUAAAACCAACUAUGGUUAUUAGUUGAGUUCUUUGUCCAGUCAAGUACUGUAUGUAUAUUUACUGAUUUUGAGAGACCAACUAUGGUUAUUAGUUGAGUUCUUUGUCCAGUCAAGUACUGUAUGUAUAUUUACUGAUUUUGAGAGACCAACUAUGGUUAUUAGUUGAGUUCUUUGUCCAGUCAAGUACUGUAUGUAUAUUUACUGAUUUUGAGAGACCAACUAUGGUUAUUAGUUGAGUUUUUCAUUCAGACAUGUACUGAAGACUUAGAGAUUUUGUGAAACCACGUUUUCAAAUUUGGUAUAUUAUAUGUUCCUUAUAUGUAAUCUCAUAAAUUAUUGACACCACAAAAUAAAAGAAAAAAGUGAUAGCUUAUAACAAUUUUAUAUCAAAUGUUUUAAAUGUUUUACAUGCAGUUUGUACUUGUUUUGUGUGUAUUAUUUAAUCAAAAUGUUUUCUGGGUCACACUACACAUAGUGUGUUUUUCCUGAUGUCACAAGCAUGUACUAUAAAGGAGAAAACACCAAACAAUGAAGACUCAGUUUUAUAAUGUGUAAUAUUUAUAUCUUAGAGUGACAUGUUAAAUUACUGUAGACAUACAUGUACAAAGGUAAAAACUUUUGGAAUGUAUUAGAAAAUGUCUUCUCAGUUUAUAAAUGUUUUUUGUUUUGUUUUGUUUUUAGUGGACAAUUUAAUACAUGUGAUUUUAUAUGUAUAUAUAAACACACAUGUUUAUUGAACUGCUGUCUUUAGUAUGCAAAUUAAGUUUUUGAUAGGUGUUUUACUGAAAAUAGUUAUUUAUUUGCUGGUAGUAGAACUGUAAACUCAGCUGAUUCAUGUGUUAGAAGAUAAUAUGUAGUUUUGUUUGUACUGUUUUAUUUAUUUCAGUUUAUAAUUUUGUAGUUUAUUCAACAUGAAAUUAACGUCUCUUAAAAAUAGAUUGUUUGCUGUAACCAGACAGACUAGUAAUGUUUUUCUCAGUUUAAUUUAGUUUUUCAGUCAUUAUUCAUUUAAACGUGGGUUUUUUUUUAAAUAUAAUUAAUCAAAAAUAAAAAUACUGUCUUAUUAUUAAUAUGAAAUUAGAACAAAUAUAUUUAUUUGGAACAGAAAAAUACUGCCUGAUCGACUGUUGAAAAACACAGAUGGAAAAACUUCAGAUUUUUAAUAGGAGAUUUAAAACGAUAUUUGAACAAAACGAAAAAUAGCCUGGUGGAUUGCUGACCUACACAAAUGUAUAUGGAUGGAAAACCUUUAGAUUUUUCAGAAAUUUUAAAUUUUAGUGUCACAUGAAAUCGUUGUGUUCUUAUUUUUAUUAGCUUGCAGUAUAUUGGGUAAUACAAGUUUGUCAAAAAAUAUAUUUUUAAAUUAAUUAUUUUUUUUAUUUAUUAUUUUAUUUUAUUUUUUUCAGUAUCAUUUUAUUUUUAUUUUUUUAUUUUAUGAUUUUUUUAAAUUAUUAUUUUUAAACUUUUAGUUUCAUUUUCAUCUCUGAAAAUAGGAUGUUAGGUUGCAGCAAACACAAUUUAUUUCUAAGUUUGACCUAAAUUUUUAUUUGAUUAUGAAAUUAAUAUUUUGCCAUAAUGUUUUUCUUUUACUUUUUUUUACAAAUUAUUAUUAUUUACUUUUUUUUUCUUUUCUUUUUUUUAAAGCUAUGUACCAAAACAUUCCUGUGCCAAAUUAACUUUCAGGUGAUUUUUGAAAUUUUUUGAGUCAAAAUAUAUAAAUAUAUCCUCUAACCCACUCUUGCUGAUACCUCUAUUCAGCAACCACCUGUCUUAGAAGGACACCUUAAUAGGUUUUAACACUUAAUAUAGUCACGGGUAAACAUAUUAAAGGGACAGACCCUAGUUUGAACCUGUGAAAAUAACACUAAGCUUGGUUAAUCUACAAAUCUGUAACACAUUGGGAUAAAGUUACAAUUGAGUGAAACAUGAGUCUGUGACUUUGAAAUGGUGAAAUACCCUCUGAAAAUAGACUAAAACUCAAC
Molecule: messenger RNA, 5438 nt
Organism: Gigantopelta aegis
Lineage: Eukaryota; Metazoa; Mollusca; Gastropoda; Neomphalida; Peltospiridae
Exons: 6
Coding region: 547-2142 (531 amino acids)
Source: RefSeq, a predicted model, not a curated record